This is a messenger RNA of Desarmillaria tabescens, 591 nucleotides long. RefSeq lists its product as uncharacterized. Lineage: Eukaryota; Fungi; Basidiomycota; Agaricomycetes; Agaricales; Physalacriaceae. The annotation marks the transcript as partial. The transcript is spliced from 2 exons. The record is from RefSeq and is a predicted model, not a curated record.
GACCGGCAUACUUUGUCAAGUAUAGUAUGGAGCUGCCUCGCCACGGUCUUUGCAUGCACUUGGCUUGCCGUACAUCCCAAUGUUCCCAGACGUAACAUCACGAAUAGAGCAAUAUUUUUCGCCAUUGAACGUAUGAAAAUUGUGGCCAUUGCCCUUUUGGCACCAGAGGUUAUUGUAGCAUGGGCUGCAGAACAGUUCAUAGUGGCGUGGAAGGAAGAUGCCUCCCCGGAUUGGAAGAGAGGGAAUCUAACAAUGGCUCACGGUUUUUUUCUCAGUAUGGGUGGGUUCUACUACACCCGCCAGAGGAAACUUGUGGAUCUCAAAACGCUCAACUCUCAACUAAAUCUAUUGGGAGACAUAGCAGUGAUCAGUUCCGAGAGAAUACAAGACAAGAACAAAGGCGACGCGUUGUCGAAAAUGGUUUCCAUCCUCCAAAUAUCCUGGUUCAUCACGCAAUGCGUCGCUCGAGCAGCUCAGGAUCUUCCUAUUACGCUCAUUGAGAUGACGGCACUCGCGUUCUCCGGCCUCAGCAUCAUCACAUACUGCUUGUGGUGGUAUAAGCCGCUCAACGUCAUGUAUCACAUACCUUUG